AUGGUGACGAAACGUGUGGCUAACUCGAUGCUUGUGCUGAGGAUGGUUGCUCUUGCUACUUCGUCUGCAACUUUGGCCUUGCUGGUUACUAACUCCUACACAUUUGAAAAUGGUGCAGUGGUCAAAUAUCAAGAUUUCGAUACAUACAGCUUUGUGGUGGCUGUUGCUGCAAUUACGUGUGCAUAUUGCAUAGUGCAGCUUCCAUUUUCCAUAUACUAUGCGAUACGACAGAAGAGUCUUGUUCUGGGAACAGGCAUUGGUGCUGGUUUUGCAAUGUCUGUGGAAUUAAAAAAGUUCAUCGACAAGCGUGUACACGAUGUGGAUGGUUACAAGUCCGUAUACAGCAAGGUUUUCAUUCGAGGCUUCGUUGCUUCUGCUUUUCUUCUCGUCUCCUUCCUCUCCAUGGCCAUCGUUUCUUUCAUUUCCUCCAAUAAUCGAAACACAAAGCAACCCACCUUCUAUUAA
Sphenostylis stenocarpa is the source of this 465-nucleotide messenger RNA. The record is from the annotation of a GenBank genome assembly. NCBI's taxonomy places the organism in Eukaryota, Viridiplantae, Streptophyta, Magnoliopsida, Fabales, Fabaceae.